This is a messenger RNA of Yamadazyma tenuis ATCC 10573, 1085 nucleotides long. The record is from RefSeq and is a predicted model, not a curated record. NCBI's taxonomy places the organism in Eukaryota, Fungi, Ascomycota, Pichiomycetes, Serinales, Debaryomycetaceae.
UUCCCAUCCACCAUGUCCAUAAAGCUAGAAAAAUCAUCUCUUGAUGACGAGAGAGACGUGGGAGUCUUUGAAAAACCGGCUAUCGUGUCAUCCAAACCUCAUUUGACAUACCUCUCGGUAGCAUUUUUAUUGUCAGUGGUGGUGUUCAUUCAAAGUCUUUUCCUUUUUGACGACCACCACGUCAGCCCCCAAUUUACACUUCGCAUCAAGGAGGAUAACAGCCAAGCAGUGGAAAUCAUGAGCAGUAUCCGGCUGAGUUUGAAGGUGGUGACAUUUUUGGCUGAAGACUUUAGCUUUAGUAACUAUACGGGCAUUAACGACAUUGACACGUUUGACGAGGGCAACGUUUUCCAUUUCUUCUACGAUGGGUACAAAAAGGACAACAACCACACGAGGCCGUUUGUGCCGUUCAACGGGUUGGACAUCAUGGGGUGCUUGGUGAAGGAUUUCGGAGUGGAGUUGUCGCUCAUCUCCAAGUCACAAAACCCCCAAAAGCUCAUCGACCUGUUUUCGCUCACGUAUUCCCACACCAUCAUGAACUUGGACGAAAUGUACCACGAAGCGAAAAAGACCAGCAAAGACGGGCAUAUGAGUGAUACCAAAUUAAAGGUGGCCCACGAUGCGUACAAGUUUGAGCGAUUUGGAAAAACCAUGAGAAAGGUCCCCAUGGCUUCAUUGAUGAGCUCGUUUGUGUCGUGUGUGUCAUUGCUCUUUGUACUCCACUGGGCUUGUUUCAGAAACGUAUCGGCACGAAUGGUGGGAGUGGUGAUGGUGUUACAGGUGCCACUGAUGGUGGUGCAGUUUGGAGCAUGGGGUGCUCAGCUCAGAUUCUACUACAAGGUGUGUAAAUUAUUGCAGAAAUUCACGGUGGCAGACCUUAGGGCUGAUUCGGGGUACGUGGGGCUUGUCAUGUCGGUGAUUAUGGUGGUGAUGGGGCAGGUUGUGUUGGCAUACAUUUUAUACAAGAAGCGAGGUGAGAAGCAUUAGGAACUAGAUAUACGCAUACUAAUUUGACUCUGUACUUUGGUACCUCUUUUGGAACUCUUUUGUACUCUUUUGGUACUCUUUAGUAAUCUACAUCAUAC